AGUACUGCUUGCAAGACCAAUGUCAGGAUGACAGCUACAUUCUUUUAGAAUUUAAGAGUAGUAAAGACGUUUGUUUAUUUUUCUCUCGGUGAAAACGGUCCCUUGCGGCUGGCUCUUGUUUUUGGAGGCGUGGUUGCCAGGAGUCAAAAUGACUCCUCCUCGACAUAGAUUUAAUAGGAAGUGAAGCUGUGACGGCGAGGCGUUGCCCGGCCUAUCUUUGCUAGGUGUUCUCGGAGUUAGUUUCGUUUGCCCUCAGUAGACAUGGCGCUGGCCAGCGUGUUGGAGAGGCCGCUACCGGUGAACCAGCGCGGGUUUUUCGGACUCGGGGGUCGUGCGGAUCUGCUGGAUCUGGGCCCAGGGAGUCCCAGUGAUGGGCUGAGCCUGGUAGCGCCCAGCUGGGGUGUCCCAGAGGAGCCGGGAAUCGAAAUGCUUCAUGGAACCACCACUCUGGCCUUCAAGUUCCGCCACGGAGUCAUAGUUGCCGCCGACUCCAGGGCUACAGCAGGUGCUUACAUUGCCUCCCAGACAGUGAAGAAGGUGAUAGAGAUCAACCCCUACCUGCUGGGCACCAUGGCUGGGGGUGCAGCAGAUUGCAGCUUCUGGGAGCGGCUGUUGGCUAGGCAAUGUCGAAUCUACGAGCUUCGAAAUAAGGAACGCAUCUCGGUAGCAGCUGCCUCCAAGCUGCUUGCCAACAUGGUGUAUCAGUAUAAAGGCAUGGGGCUGUCCAUGGGCACCAUGAUCUGUGGCUGGGAUAAGAGAGGCCCUGGCCUCUACUACGUGGACAGUGAAGGCAACCGGAUCUCGGGGGCCACUUUCUCUGUGGGUUCUGGCUCUGUGUAUGCUUAUGGGGUCAUGGAUCGGGGCUACUCCUAUGACCUGGAAGUGGAGGAUGCCUAUGAUCUGGCCCGUCGAGCCAUCUACCAAGCCACCUACAGAGAUGCCUACUCAGGAGGCGCAGUCAACCUCUACCAUGUGCGGGAGGAUGGCUGGAUCCGAGUCUCCAGUGACAAUGUAGCUGAUCUACAUGACAAGUAUAGUGAAUCAACUGCCUGAAAGAGGGUGGAUGUAGCUGCUUGCAUUUCUUGGGGUGACUGUCAUUGGUAAUUUGGAUAUAGCACCUCAUCCUAUCUAUAGUGGAGGAGUCCUCAAUUGUACUGAUACUUAUUUUUAAGCUCUGGAAUAUUGGCCUCCUUAUGUUAGCAGUUGUUAAUGAGCUGCUGCAGAGGCAACUAUUUGUUUUACUUUCCUGGAUGUUAACAUUACACUACUCACUACUCGA
Messenger RNA from Lemur catta (Ring-tailed lemur), 1279 nucleotides. RefSeq names its product proteasome 20S subunit beta 5 (gene PSMB5). NCBI's taxonomy places the organism in Eukaryota, Metazoa, Chordata, Mammalia, Primates, Lemuridae. Bases 262 to 1053 code for a protein of 263 amino acids. The transcript is spliced from 3 exons. Gene Ontology annotation, molecular function: threonine-type endopeptidase activity. The record is from RefSeq and is a predicted model, not a curated record. Gene Ontology annotation, cellular component: proteasome core complex.